Hylaeus volcanicus is the source of this 3294-nucleotide messenger RNA. RefSeq names its product putative nucleoside-triphosphatase. Gene Ontology annotation, biological process: nucleoside diphosphate catabolic process. The transcript has 8 exons. Gene Ontology annotation, cellular component: membrane. The record is from RefSeq and is a predicted model, not a curated record. Gene Ontology annotation, molecular function: nucleoside diphosphate phosphatase activity. Bases 854 to 3118 code for a protein of 754 amino acids. Lineage: Eukaryota; Metazoa; Arthropoda; Insecta; Hymenoptera; Colletidae.
UGAAGGUGCUGGGCUAUGGUCUUCUGACACAAUUUGUUACUAAAAAAUUUCUUUAGAUUCGUAUGGUAGCACUGUAACGGGAAUAAACCCGUUACUUGUACAAGUUCCCAUGUUUCCUCUUGUAGAGCAAGGAAAAAUUGUUACUAUAACUUCAAAUGCAUUACUUCAUUGUGUUAUAACCGAGAAUCACGCAAAAGACGGAUUAAGCAUCGUAUACUGGUGUGAAUAUUCUGAAGUGUGUUACAUUUUACGCAUUUCAACCAAGCAUUACACAACUUUGCAACCCAGACAUUUACAGGGUCAAUCGCCUAGUGAUGUUCCAAAUCAUGAACAUUUAUUACAGACCCCUGAAACGUAUAUUUUACCAAGUCAAAAAAAGGGUAAAACAUCAUGCUGUAUUACGAAUGAAGCACUUUACAUUUUUCUAUUCACAAUUUGAGUAAUAUUUCAAUUUUCAAAUGUUAAAGAAUACUGUAGUGAUGAAAACAACGAAAUGUAAGCGUACAAAAAAGAAUCAGUUUUCAGUAGCACGUGUGUCGCUUUCUCUUUUGUGUUGCGUCACUUUGUGAAGCAUUUGCAAAUGUUGUUAGAGCAAGUUGUACGUGGACUGCUAAAUUGGUGUUGAUGCACUGUGCAGCAGAAGUGGUGUUGAAAUGUUUUUCUGUUUUGAAGGUGAAUUGAAAUACUUUUAAUUCUUUUUUUUCACUCUUCUUUUUUGCGUGACAUGAAACUCUGAAUAAUAAUUGUCCUUUUAUAUAGAAUUGAGUUAAAGCAAAAAUAUGCCAUCAUAAUACAGUGAGAUUACUUUUAUUCUUCGUCAAUUUUUGUUUUCUUUUAUUUUUUUUUUAAUAACAUGGUCAAAAUCCUAACACUCUAUCGCCCUUUGUUGAUGAACUAUAUUUUUUUGAUUUGUUCAAAUUUUCAAUCUUUAAAUAAAAUAAAUAGUCUUGUUUUUAGUAGUACGUUGUUUGUUGUAAGUCAACCGAUUGAAAAAUUUGUUCGACCUCAUCAUCAAUCGGUGUUGGAGAACCCAAAACUAAACAUUUUGAUUUCAACUCAAACAUUAGAAUUUGUGAAUAAAAAAAAUUUUUUUUUAAAGUCUCAAGAAUAUCCUUUUGAUGUUAUUGAAAAUAAAACCUCAGGGCCAUUAUCGUUUGAAGACAUUUAUCAAAUUUCCAACGAACAACUUUUUCAAACAAUAAUUGAAGGACAAUAUAAAAUUCGUAAUUUAACACUGUAUAUGCUUCUUUUGGAUGGUGGUAGUACAAAAACAAGCGGAGUUCUUUGGAGUACUACCGUUACUCAAAAGGUAGGACAGAUUCUUUUUGUCGAUUGGUCUGGUAUGAAAAUUGUAAAGAAUUUAGGACUAACUCGAGAUUUACGUAGUUUUCAUAAACACAUUCUAACUCUUAAAUGUCAUGAUUCAAUUUUAGAAGCCACUGCUGAAUUAUUACAACCUCUUUUUAAACGAGCAAGACAUGAAAUAAAAAGUAUUAUUAAGGAAUCUUUUUUUCCUGACUCUAUCAUUCCAAACAUACCCGUCAUUGUUCAUUCAACUGCUGGAUUACGUGAUUUGAGCGCAACGUCACGCCGUGAUUUGUUUCAAGCCAUUGAAUUUGUUGUCAAUGUUGGUUUAGAAAAUUAUGAUAGUUACAAAAACACUAAUCCCGUUAGUUAUAAUUGUUCAAAUCCUUCCGUGCCCCAUUUGAAAUUGAAAAAGCUUAAAACAUGCUUUCAAGUUGAUUUACCUUUGCAAAAACCAAAAAAAAAAAUUAUACGAUUUUUCACAACGUCCCGUUAUUGUCGAGCUAUAAGCGGUAUUGAAGAAGCUGUCUUCACUUUUAUGACAGCUAAUAUAGCGACAGGCGUUAUACAAGAUAUGGCGAAAAAUUCCAGCAAACGGAAAGACUUGGUAAACAUUUUAGAAGUUGGAGGUGCUUCAAUGCAGGUUGUUUUCACGGUUCAAAAAAAUACAUCAGAUACAAAACUUUUGACGUUGGAUUUACUUGAAGACGAAAAAUUUCUAAAAAAAGACAUGUUCCCUUCUUCCAUGAAGGAUUUUGAUGUGUUUGGAUCAAGUUAUAUGAAUUUGGGCAACAAUCGUGCUUUAGCAUUACUUUUAAAGCAACACUGUCAAAAUAAUACUACUCCAGAAGGAAAAUGUUAUUCUCCUUGUUUUCAUAAAGGAUGGAAACAAACCUGUAUACCCGGAACACCUCGACGACGUAAAGAUUUCACCAAUUCAACAGAAGGAUCUCCCUUGGAAAUGGAUAGUUUAGGUCGCGUUAUUAUGGAUGGAAAUUAUUUAUUAGAAGUUGCACAAUUCUGUAACACAGACGAUCCCUUGCUCAACCAGACAAUUCCUCGCGAAAAUUGUAUACGUGCUGGUUUCGACCUUGAUAAGACAACACUAGAGGAGAAAGCACAAAUUGAUGGUUGCGUUGAAAUUGAGGGCACUGCAAACGUUACCGAAUGUCAUAAGGUUAUAUGGGAUUUUUUGUUUAGUAAGGAACUUCCAGGAAAUCACCAAGCUCGUUUAGAAACUGGUACAGGAUCUCCUCUUGAGAUAGGCCAACUUAUCAAACCAAAUGGAACUCUUUACGUAAUUGGCAACUCUUUAAAUAUUCCUAUAUCGAAAUUGAAAAAAUGGAAAAUGCUAGAGUCUGCUUAUUAUAAUGCAGGUUCUGGUAUUAUGAAGCGUUGUGAUUUAACAUAUCUGGAAAAUGCUUCUCGGCUUUUGUGUGGAAUGGAACUUGAUAAAAGCCAUAAAUUCAUUAAUCCUGUCACUUUAGAACCUAUUCAAAUCGAUCAAGAAAAUUAUGACUAUUGCUACCGAUCUGUGUAUGCUCUAGCAUUAUUCCAAUCUCUAAAUGUUAAAAAAGGUGAUGUACAGGUUCAAUUCGAAACAAAAAUUAAUCAUGUCAAAAAUGGUGAAGUUAUUGAUUUUGGAUGGAGUUACGGAGCUAUCACAAAUCUUAUUCUCAACUCAAGCUUUAUUUUGGAUUUAUUUACAUUAGGCCCCCAAUAUUAUAAAGCGGCUUGUCAACCUCCUCAGCUUUUAUUUUAUGAUGUAUUUCAAAAACUUCUCAAGUUUGGAAAUUCGUUUAAGGUUAAAUAGAAAUGUGUUCAUAGAGCACACAUCGCAAGGUCUUUUUUUCAGUAAAUUUAAAAAAAAAACGCAAAAACAUUCUUUAUAUCGCAUUAUUUUUAAUAAUUAUUAGUUUAUAAUAACUUUUACUUUUAUUUAACGUUAAGAAUUUUUUUUUUACAAAGGACAGUUUUGAUAAAGUGUUG